AUGGUGGUGGAGGGCCACUCGGGGCAACCCCACGUUGCGAUUGAUAAUGCUGUUCGGGUGACUCAAGAUGAUGCCGUAAAUUACCUGAAGGCCGUGAAGGAAGCGUUUCAUGAUAAGCCGGAAAAGUAUGCUGACUUUUUAGAAGUAAUGAAAGAUUUCAGGGCUCGAAGAACUGAUACGGAUGGUGUCAUAGCAAGAGUGAAGGAGAUAUUUAAAGGGCAUAGAAAUCUAAUUGUAGGGUUUAACAACUUCUUGCCUAAGGAACAUGAAAUUGCACUUCCAUGGGAGGAUGAACAACCUCAGCAGAAUAAGCCUGUUGAUUUUGUAGGCAAGGUCAAGGCUGCCAAUCUUAUUAUUGUUGGCAUUGUUAUUGGUAUUGUUGAACAAUCAAUUGUUGCAACUUGCUUAAAGCUCUUAUUCUUUUUGCAAAUUAUGUAA
Messenger RNA from Arachis ipaensis, 438 nucleotides. The record is from RefSeq and is a predicted model, not a curated record. NCBI's taxonomy places the organism in Eukaryota, Viridiplantae, Streptophyta, Magnoliopsida, Fabales, Fabaceae.